Molecule: messenger RNA, 8954 nt
Organism: Sorex fumeus (smoky shrew)
Lineage: Eukaryota; Metazoa; Chordata; Mammalia; Eulipotyphla; Soricidae
Gene: BLTP3A
Product: bridge-like lipid transfer protein family member 3A
Exons: 21
Coding region: 198-4565 (1455 amino acids)
Molecular function (GO): histone deacetylase binding
Source: RefSeq, a predicted model, not a curated record
CGUCGCUCUGGGCGCCGCGCGGGUGGGUGGGAUCGUGGCGGAGCUCCGGGCGCCCCGGCCGGGGCGGGAGAGCGCCAUGGCGGCAGGCGGGGCGGCGGUAUCCGGGCCCCGCGCCGCGGCGAGGUGAGGGGCCGCCGCUCCUCCACGACGGCGGAGACCACCGCGGCGCGCCGGCUGCACGCGGGCCGCGCUCCGGCAUGGCCGGGAUCAUUAAGAAGCAGAUCCUGAAGCACCUGUCCCGGUUCACUAAGAAUCUUUCUCCGGAUAAGAUCAAUUUAAGUACUCUGAAAGGGGAGGGUCAGCUGACCAACCUGGAGCUGGAUGAAGAGGUUCUACAGAAUGUUCUGGAGCUGCCCACCUGGCUGGCCAUCACUCGCGUCUUCUGCAACAGGGCUUCCAUCCGGAUCCAGUGGACGAAGUUGAAGACACAUCCAAUUUGCUUGUGUCUGGAUAAGGUGGAGGUGGAAAUGAAGACCUGUGAGGAGCCCCGGCCCCCCAAUGGACAGUCUCCCAUUGCUCUGGCUUCAGGACAGAGUGAGUAUGGCUUUGCUGAGAAGGUGGUGGAGGGCAUGUUCAUCGUGGUCAACUCCAUCACCAUCAAGAUCCACUCCAAGGCCUUCCACGCGUCUUUCGAACUGUGGCAGCUCCAGGGCUACAGCGUCAACCCCCACUGGCAGCAGAGUGACCUCCGCCUCACCCGAAUCACGGAGCCCCGCCGCGGAGAGGUUUUAACCUUUAAGGAAAUAACUUGGCAGACACUUCGGAUUGAGGCAGAUGCCACAGACAAUGGGGAUCAGGACCCAGUCACAACUCCGUUGAGGCUGAUCACCAACCAAGGCCGGAUCCAGAUAGCCCUCAAGAGGAGAACCAAAGACUGCAAUGUCACGGCCUCCAAGCUGAUGUUCCUGCUGGACGACCUGCUGUGGGUGCUGACGGACUCGCAGCUGAAGGCCAUGAUGAAGUAUGCAGAGUCACUGAGUGAGGCCAUGGAGAAGUCAGCCCAGCAGAGGAAGAGUAUGGCCCCCGAGCCCGUGCAGAUCACCCCUCCUGCCCCCAGUGCCCAGCAGUCCUGGGCACAGGCAUUUGGUGCCAGCCAGGGCGGCAGCAGCAGCAGUAACCGCCUGAGCCAGUAUUUUGAGAAAUUCGACGUGAAGGAGUCCUCCUACCACCUGCUCAUCUCCCGCCUGGACCUGCACGUCUGUGACGACAGCCAGUCCCGGGAGCCAGGUGUCUCUGCGAACAGACUCAUGGGGGGUGCUAUGCAGCUUACCUUCCGCAAGAUGGCCUUCGACUAUUACCCCUUCCACUGGGCAGGUGAUAGCUGCACGCACUGGGUGCGGUACUGUGGGGCCAUGGAGACCCGGGAGCAGUGGGCCGAGAAGCUGGUGACAGAAUUUCAAAGGAAAAUGGAGAAGUGGCACGAGGAGACGGGUCUGAAACCGCUCUGGCACCUGGGCGUGGACUCUCCGUUCCGGAAGAAAGCAGAUUCUUUCUCCAGUCCUCGCAAGAACCCCUUGGAGAGAAGGCCCUCUCAGGGCCAGCAACCUGCCUUUGGGCCCCCGGCAUGGAAUCGUUUACGCUCGAGCUGUCUGGUCAUCCGAGUCGAUGACCUGGACAUCCACCAGGUCUCCACAGCGGGGCAGCCCAGCAAGAAGCCGUCCACACUCCUUUCCUGCAGCCGGAAACCUCGCGACACACCCACUCAGGUCUCCGCCGUCCAUAUUGAGUUCACAGAAUAUUACUUCCCGGAUAAUCAGGAGCUUCCAGUUCCCUGUCCCAAUCUCUACAUUCAGUUAAAUAGUCUCACGUUCACCAUGGAUCCUGUCAGCUUGCUUUGGGGAAACCUCUUCUGCCUGGAUUUAUACCGCAGCUUGGAGCAGUUCAAAGCUAUCUACAAGCUGGAGGAUUCGAGGCAGAAAGACGAACACCUGGACAUCCGGCUGGAUGCCUUCUGCUUGAAGGUGAGCUUCCCCCUGGAGAAGAGAGAGCGGGCAGCGCCGCACCGGCCGCAGGCCCUUGCCUUCUCUGUGUCAGGCCUGACCGCCACCAAUACCCGCCAUGCUCCCCACUGUAGCGCUUCCGACCUCCAGAGUCUCUUCCGGGCUUUCGCGGCUUCUGAAUUCUUCCAUUCCAGCUCUGUCCACUUCCCCAAGGCACCCGGUGCCUUUGGCCUCCUGCACAUGCUGUUUCUGCACCACGCCUUCCAGAUGGACGCCCGCCUCCCCCAGCCCGGCGCCCUUCCUCCUCAGAGGCCCCAGGCUUCCCAGGACCUCUGGGCCAUCCACUUCACCAAGAUCUCUUUGGAUUUUGAAGGAACGGAGAAAUUCGAAGGUCACGCCUUGAAUUUUGUUGCUCCUUUCCCCUUGUCCAUCUGGGCCUGCCUGCCCUUCCGUUGGCAGCAGGCCCAGGCCCGGAAGCGCCUUCUGGCCACAGAAGGGAGGCUGAAGCCUUCAGCGAGCUUUGGCGGCCCCAGCCCCUCCGAGACCCUCACUGGGGACACGGUGCCUCACCAGCGGUCAAAGACCGAGCAGGACUUGAAAAGCUUAUCAGGCCUGACUGAGGUCAUGAAGGUUUUGGAAGAGGCCAGCAGCAGGGCCGACAGCAGAGGGCCCCUGACGGAGCUGGAGGACGCGGCAGACGUCCACGUGCUCGUCCACUCCCCGGCACGCGUGUGCGUGAGGCUUGACCACUACCAGUACCUGGCGCUGCUCCGCCUCAGGGAGGUGCUGCAGGGCCUGCAGGAGCAGCUCGCCCGGGACACGGAGGCCCUGACCGGGGCUGGCCUGCGGGACCGGACCGCGUGCAUCGGGGUCCUCUUCCCCAGUGCUGAGGUGGCGCUACUCAUGCAGCCAGCUCCCGGGGCCGCCGAGGCCGACUCCGGGGGCUCCGACAGCACCAGCCUCAUCGAUUCCGAGCUGUCCCCAUCAGAGGAGCGGGAGCCAAAGUCGGACAGCUCCUCCGAGCAGGGCCUGGCCAGCCCUGCCAAGGCUCCCGGGGAUGGUGGCGUGGAACAGCCCGACGCGGACCCUGCCGGGCCCCGGCUGCUCUCCGGCAACGGGGAAGGGCAGGGCGUGGCGUGUCCUGCACCGGGGCCUGCAGGGAAGGGCCACGAGGCCGUCGAUUCCCUCCAUGCCAAGAGACUGAGCAGAGCCCAAGCGUCCGGCUCACCGUCCGCCUCGAAGCCUCUGGGCGCCAGGGACAGCGCGGUGAAUGGGCAGGGCGAGCUGGUGCCCUUGAAGAACAUAGAGGGAGAGCUGUCCAGUGCUAUUCACAUGACCAAGGAUGCCACCAAGGAGGCGCUGCAUGCCACAGUGGACCUCACCAAGGAAGCUGUGUGUAUGACCAGGGACGCUUUCAGCCUGGGCAGAGAUCGAAUGACCUCGACCAUGCAAAAGAUGCUGUCCCUGCCUCCAGCCAAGGAGCCCGUGGCCAAGAUGGAAGGGGGGGUGGCCCCCCCGGCGAGUGUCGGUGCUGCGCGGUUCCGAUUCCUUUCCAUGAAGAGGACAGUAUCUCAGCAGUCCUUCGAUGGCGGCUCCUUGGACAGCAGUGGCCCUGAAGACCGGAUUUCCGUGGACAGUGAUGGCAGUGACAGCUUUGUGAUGCUCUUGGAGUCUGAGUCUGGUCCCGAGUCGCUUCCCCCAGCAUCUCUUCCGAAUGUCCUGGAUGGCGCUGGCACUCAGGGGAGCCCGGUUGUGGAGAGUUCCGGCCUGGGGUCACCAGAGGCCAACAGCUCUCCCUGCCCCCUCGGUCCCUACCUGGUCUCCGUGCUGGUCCUGAGGGUGAAUGAGGUGUCGAUGGGGAUGGAGGUGCGAGGUGAGGACCUGGCUGUGGCCCUGCAGACUCAGGACCUGGCCCUUCAGCAGCUGGGCACGGUGGGACUCUGGCAUUUUCUGCACGAGGAGUGCCCAGAUACAGCCUAUGCAGAAUCGUCAGUCUUGAAGUCCAGUCACCUUAGGCCAGCUGUGGGCCUUCGCUUUGAGGCGGGGCCUGGUGCAGCUGUCCAUUCCCCACUGGCCACACAGAAUGGCUUCCUGCAUCUCUUGCUUCGUGGCUGUGAUCUUGAGCUGCUGACUUCGGUGCUCAAUGGCCUGGGGCCUUUCUUGGAGGAUGAGGAGAUCCCAGAGGUAGUUCCCAUGAAGAUUGAGCUCCUCGAUUCCAGGAUCACCUUGAAGGAUGACAUCCCCCCGAUCUAUCCCACGUCUCCUGGUCCUGUGCCUAUCACUGUGGCCAUGGAGCAUAUUGUGCUGGAGCGGAAGGACGACGGCGUGUUCCACAUAGGAGGUGAGGGGGCUGGCCACGAGCGGAAGGACGGCAGCAUGUGCCAUGUAGGAGCUGCUGCUCAGGACAGACCAUCCGCCGAAGCAUCUAAAAGUGAGGAGCGGCAGGUCCCAGGGGAGCAGGUGUUUUUGGUACCGACAGGGGAGGCUUUUGGAGAGCAGGAGAAAGAACUACCUACUCUGCAGAAGGAACUUUCAGAAACAAAAGCAGCCCUGGCCAGUGCCAACCAGGACCGGGAAAGACUUCUUCAGGAAAUCAGGAAAUACAACCCCCUCUUUGAGCUCUGACAGCGGCUCUGCUGUGUGUGCUAAGGAGAGGAAGAGAUCACCAGCAAUAGUACCACCGAGGGCAGGAGACCCUGUCCGGCGGGGAACGAGUCCGCCAGGAUGCCAGAGGGACUGUGCGGGUGCCCGCCUCACUUCCUGUGGCGUCCUUUCCAGGAGCUGUUCUGACCUGGCUGGAAGACAGGGCCCUGCCGGACUGUGUUCCAGCACACCGGGCCCAGCUCUGUGUGUGGCUGCGGCGUCCUGCUUGCUUGCAGAAAGCCUUCCAGCCCUCUGUCCACUCGGUGCAACAUUCUCAACACUGUAGAGCCAUUUCUGCGCCUGGUUACAUGGCAGAGCCAUUUGCUUCCUCCUCAUCCACGGCGAGACUCCAUCUCCUCAGUCAUCCCUCCUCGGAGCCACCAAAGAUUCUUUGGCCCAGAGCUUCCUGUAGCAGACCCGAACCCGAGAAGCUUGAGCUUUGGCUGUGGCAGUGCAGUGGACAGGAAAUAGUCGUGAGACAGGAGGCGGGAGCGGCACCAAGCACCAAGCCUGACUCUGCCUUCUGGGGCAGGGACCUAAGCUCCUGCCAUCUUGAUGGACCUUACAAUCACAUUCUUUGGGACUCAGCUUCUCUCUUCUCCUUUCAUCCUUGUGCUGCUGUGAUUCUAAGUAAGCAAUAGCAGUAGGUUGGCACCAUCAGUUCCCCUCAGUGACAGUUUGUGUGAAACUUAAAUCAAGGAAAAAAUACUUGGAGCUAGAUUGAAGGCAUACCGGGGUCAGGAGAGAUCAGCAGGGGAUCUUGAUUUGGAGCCCCUCUGGCUGUGUGGAGUUCCAGAACAGCCACAGGAAUGCCUCAGAGCUACCUUCCCUGCUGGGGCCCCGGGCGUUCUCCUUAGCACCUGGUGGAUUGGGAGCUGAGAGGGCAAAGGGUCUCAACCGUAACAUAAACAUCUCUCUCAUGGCCUCUCACCCACCUCCACCACUGUGGCUUUCAAAAUCAUGUCAUUUUAAGUGAAAAAACCCCUUCAAGCCUACCCGGAUUCUGCCCUACCCUAGGGAAGAGCUCGAUCAUCCUCUCUAAUACCUAGUUCUUGCCCAGUGCUUCAUCCAGGCUGCUCCGCAAAACACUUUGGGUUGCGCCGAUUGGACAGAAAGAAGUUCAUCAGCAAACUCCCUUUGAAUUGGCAUGAGAGUAAAAUAAUGAUUAGUUGUGUCACUAAAGUCUUAAUCACACAUGACCUAUUGGAGGAUACAUAAAAUGGUUUCCUUUGUGGGAAAUCAUGCCUAUGUUGUGUUUGUUUAAAUUUUUUUUUUUUAGGAUUAAAAAAUAAGUGCAUUUAAGAAGGAAAAAAGAUUAACUUGUUCAGACUUACGAAGAACUUCUGUCAAUUAUUUUUUGAAACCUUGGUCACUGUCAGAUUAUGAUCUGGUUAUAGUCUUUCUGGAGAGAACAUUAAUGAAAAAUUUUCUAACAUUUGGUUUAACCUUAGUGAGAUUUUUCAAAAUAAGUAACACUGAAACUGAAAUCUGGAUAUUACAGUGCCAUCAAAUGGCACUACUUCCAGCAGUGUAAGAUAAACCAGAGAUUUGAAACACACACACACACACACACACACACACUCACUCACACAGUACAUAAUGGUAUAAUCUGAAUCACAAAAACUCAGGACAGUGACAGAUUCUGUGUGGGAGUAGAAGAAUGAGCGCUGCAGACUUGGAGGUAGUGUGCUCAUUGAGAACUCGGGAAAGCCACCAGGCACUGCUGAGAGGGAGGGCUCAGAGGAUUGCUGUGACAUCAGCACUCAGCAUACAACAGGGUCAAGCACUGAAUUCAGUGAUGGCUUCAUCUCUGCACUGCCUGUGGUCUUCCAUAGCAUGGACAUGGAGGGGCCCCGGAACUGCAGAACCUUUCAGUGGGCUGGAACUAUUCCCACAAGACCGUUCCACAUGGCUCCCAAAGAGAGCAGAAAAGGGAGGGGAGUAGUGAUAAAUCUCUUUAGUCAAGAUCAAGGGCAUGUGCAGAAGGUCCUGACAUACUAGCUUAGGGGUCCACCUCAGAGCCUGGGGUAAAUGGAAGCCCUUCUCAAAGCAACUCAGAAACGUUCGUUCCAGUCUUGCUGGCAGAAUCUGUAUGUGGGUGCAGAAACUUCAGAGGCAUCCUUGAACAGCAGCUUUCUGAAAGGGAUUACAGAAAAACAGAGCUGCUUGGUGAUAAGAGGACAGUAACUAUGUCCCUUGACAGAACCCCCUCAGUGCUGCUUUCAAAGGCGAAGGGAGUGUUCAAGAGAUGAGUCACCCAUCCUCUCAGUAUGGCACUUGGUGGGAAGAGGAAGAGCCUGAUUGGUUUGAAAUGGCAUUCUUCAUCUCUUCCCCCAGACCCCCACAUCCCUCCAUGGUAUCCUUCUACGAAAAGAACAGACCCACAGCAGGUGCGACUUGGUGUACCUGCAUCUUAAGCUUGUGCUUGGCAGGAGGCAUUAGACAAGGGUCCGCCAAGCACCAAGGCAAACCCCUUACUCCGAGUUCAGUUGGGUUUCACGGCACCCUGGCACUCAUCUUUAUGUGAUCAGUGGAACCCAAGAAUGUCUGUCUUCCUUGAUGUGGUAGGUUUGGCCAUUAUAUCUUAAAAUCCUCCCUCAGGAAAAGUAGUAGGGGCCAAUGUCCCAUAGAAUUUUUAGUAAAAUCACCUUGUAUAACUUCAUUCACUGGGGGGAAGGAAGACUUUCAUAAUUGAGAAAUGUGAACUAGUCAGUCAACCUUGUGAUAAGUGUAAAGGGAAAAACAGUGUCAACUCCUUAGAACUGUUUAUGAUUUCUGCCUUGGGGCUGUAAGACUGAACAAGAAAUACCAAUACCUCAAGAAAACUGAGUGAUAGCACUGCUAUCCUUUAAAGACUUAAGCCACUGCGUAUCACUUCAGCUGUGAAGCAUUUACAACCAUGUGUCAUCUGAUUACCUAGGUUUCCUGUUUACAUGGCUGCAGUAGAGCUGUGUUCUACGGCAAGUGGACCAGUAAAUCUCUCUUGGAUGAAUGCAGGAUGGUUAUUAAUCUCAAAAUUUGUUACCAGCUCACUGGAAUAUUAGAGUUUUGGGCUUAAGACAGAGGAAUGGGCUCUAAUCUCCUGAUGGUGUUUGUGCUGUAUAUUUAGUCUGACACUUUGCCACCGGCAUCAUUCUUCAUAUACUUCAUGGUUCUAAAUAGUUCGUGUUUAUGAACACACAGGGAUAAACACCACCCAUCACAUGCCUCAUGGCCUAAAGCUUCCAUUUAACCCAUUUAUAUUGGUUUCCCCUUAGGCUAGUUCACGGGUCUGGGAAAGAAGGUAGUCUGAAAAUGUGUCAUUUUGAUAUGGGUAGUACUAUCCAUUCCGGACCUUUACACACAAACACACAAAGAUUUUUUUCUCAGGUAUUUAAUAGACGUCUCAAUUUCUAAAAUCAUUUAUAGUAAGAACAUAAAAAAUAUGGAAACAACGGAAUGAGCAGUUUCAGUAGCUAGCAGAUGCUACCAAAUUGCAAAUUGGUAUUUGAGAAUUACAAAGGCUGUGUCACAGCUUUGUGAUAUAUCAUUGUUAUUUUGAAGUAUUUCAAAACACUCUGGUAUGUGUUCCCUUCAGAAACUGGGGCCUUCCUCUAACUCUUUGGCCUAUCUUUUGCUAUUAUGGGAGUUCUAGGGUAGGUAUGGAGAGAAGCUAUAGUUGAAUAGGCUAUUUCUCCUAGCUGCUCACAGCAGACAUAUGUGGAAACAUUCUUGGAAACCUUAAACUGUGAGAGCUCGCUAACUGUCCAAAAUUGGAUGUGAUCUUUGUCCCUUAUUACCCGUUUCAGCUUUAUCCUGUCACUUAAAUUGCAGUAGGUUGCUGUCACUUUAAUUCCUACUAAUGUUGAGACACCACUUUCAUUUUUUUCCUUCCCAGCUAAUUAGUUUUUGGUCACUAAUUUGUAGUCCGAGCACUUCUUUAUGGGAUGCCUACACUGACUUUUCUUUGCUGUUUUCAACCCAAGAGUUUCAACAGAAGAUUAAUAAACUCAGAUUUGCCCAACUUUGUGAGCCCAGCUGUUCCCCCCACUCAGGGUGCUAAGCAGAAUUGGGAUCUUUUCUAAGACAUGCUCCUAAGACAUGCUCAGGAAAGCUUCAAAAAAAGAACAAUUUCUCCCUAUGACACUGAACGAUAGAGGGAAGAAUUCUUGGGGAUUGCCAAUUGUAUUCAGUAGCCUUAUUACUGCUAAUCACUGUCAAUAAAAGGUUACACCUUUCCCGUCUACUUGAGGAAAACGAUGAGAAUGUAUCUGAUUAACUGGAAUACUGGUCAGUAUUGGGAAAAUUUAAUGUUGCAAUAUCUAAUCAAACUUUGUGUGUACUGGUUCUGUGAACCAACUGAGAAAAGCAAAUUAAACUUAUUGAACAAUA